Molecule: messenger RNA, 763 nt
Organism: Mytilus trossulus (common blue mussel)
Lineage: Eukaryota; Metazoa; Mollusca; Bivalvia; Mytilida; Mytilidae
Exons: 5
Coding region: 40-657 (205 amino acids)
Biological process (GO): cell-matrix adhesion
Cellular component (GO): extracellular region; lysosome
Molecular function (GO): calcium ion binding
Source: RefSeq, a predicted model, not a curated record
ACGUCUGGUCAUACACAUAUUAUUCUAACUUUGGUCAAGAUGAUUUCCUGCGUUAUUUCUUUAUUUGUUUUGGUGCCAUUGGUACUUAGUUGCUGUAUCCCUAGUCAAUGGGAAGGACUACAAGGUUUAGCAAUGGGACAAAUUAAAGAUGGAAAACCAAGCAGCAUUGAGGCCUUACUUAAUAUAUCGUUUGACGCUACUGCAAAGAAAAUAUUUGUCGCCGGUAGUAUAACUGUUGAUGACAAAAGCUACGACGAACAAGUUCUUCAAGAUUUCAGCACAGGAAAACAGUACGUUGUUGUAUCCGGCCAGUGUAUUGCUACUGCAAUAACAGAACCAUUUCCACAGACAUGCACCAGUCCUAGUGCUAAGAAGUUGGCGACAACAUUUGUUGGUGCUGGUCAGAAUAAACUCAUUGUUGAACUGUAUAAUGACGAUAUGGACGGAAAGAAAACUGAUAUUACGGUAUUGCAGGGAUCCUGUAUUCCUGUCUCAGCCUAUCAAAAAUCAGGACAGACCGUAACAUUUAUAAACUAUUUAGGAAUAACUGCAGGAAUCAGCAAUGCCACUAUUUUUGACAUCCCGAAACCAUGUAAAAACGCCACUAUCAUGCCGGAAAAUACCAGACAUUUUAAAUCUACUGUUUUGUUCCGUUAGGAGGAAACCUUUCCAAAGAAGAUAUUCAAAAGUCAUCCAAUUGCUUUAAUCGCUGUCAAAUCUAUUUUUGACUGUCUAAAGGUUGAAAUAAAGACUACAUAACGAU